Messenger RNA from Racocetra fulgida, 239 nucleotides. The record is from the annotation of a GenBank genome assembly. NCBI's taxonomy places the organism in Eukaryota, Fungi, Glomeromycota, Glomeromycetes, Diversisporales, Gigasporaceae.
CCUUACAAAAAAUAGUAGUAAAUCAAGAUGGACACCCAAAAUCUGCUAUUUGGGAUGAUUUUGAUUUAGGCGAAUCAGAUGGCAAAGGCUAUUAUAGAGCAAAAUGCGAAGUUUUUGAAGAAAUAAGAUGUAAUUGGUUAAUGCAAGUAGCAAGGCGAAAUGAUAAAACAGAUAUUAAAACUAGUGAUAAUGAAAGCAUAUUCUCUAUUUCAUCAAAAAAAUCUAUCACUAAAAUUUCU